CUACGCGUUUCCUUCCCGAGUUCCAUGCGUGAGCUUCGCACGAAACCCUAGAAAUUGGUUCCCCUAAUCCAAACCCAGACACGGAUGCCCUCGUCUCGGAUAUUCAGCAUUCCUCCGAAUUCUCUGCGGAAUUGGUCAUUGCUUAUUCCUUGGUGGUCAAAUUAGGGCUGCGGGAACCAAUUCGUGUUUUUCUCCCCAAUUCUCUAGGGAUUGGACAUAUAUAAGGUAUGGAAUCGAUAUGGGAUUGACAAUUUAGGGCUCUGAGUUUAAUUUUGGUGUGGAUUGUGAUAAGGAUCGGAGAAUAAUCGAAAGCGUUGAUCUUGGGGAAGAGGGCUUGAUUUGGGGGUGCAAUGCCGCCGAUCUUAUCGUCUUCGAGGGCCUUAGCGAGGUUGUUAACGCGAAGAGGUCGUGCUUUGGGUGGCAGCAAUGGAUUGGGAUUGAUGGAGAAUUGUCUGGCAAAUGAGGGGAGGGUGGAGCGGUUUUCUCAAACUCGAUGUAUCAGUAGUCUUGCUCGUGUAGGGAAUUCGAACAUUGGUGGAUUGGUUGAUGAGCGGAGGGAGCAGGAUCUAUCUUUCGGGAGUUUUCAGAGUAAUGCGCAAACAAGAUGGUUUCUUGGUUGUGGAGAUGGAGAGGAAGGAGAGGUUCUUUCCAAGGUGCAUGAGGAGAAACGUGUGAUAGGGUACUCCCCAGAGCAAAUAUUUGCAGUGGUUGCAGCAGUUGAUUUAUAUGAAGACUUUCUUCCAUGGUGUCAAAGAUCCAGGGUUAUUAGGCGUAACAGUGAUGGAUCAUUUGAUGCCGAGUUGGAGAUUGGUUUCAAGUUCUUGGUUGAAAGCUAUGUUUCUCAUGUUGAAUUAACGAAACCCAAAUACAUAAAGACAACAGCAUCAGAAAGCGGUUUGUUUGAUCAUUUGAUUAAUGUUUGGGAAUUUAACCCUGGUCCAGUCCCAGGAUCUUGCCAAGUCCAUUUUUUGGUGGAUUUUAAGUUCCAGUCACCUCUAUAUCGUCAGGUGGCCUCCAUGUUCUUCAAGGAAGUGGUUUCCAGGUUGGUUUUUUCAUUCACAGAUCGAUGCCGGAGAAUCUAUGGUCCCGGCGUUCAAGUUCUAGAAAAUCCUUAUGGAGAAGGAAAAAUUGUUUCACGAAGCUGCUGAAUUUCUGUUAAACAAUACAGUUUGAAGAAUUAUGGGAAAAAAAUCUCAGUUUUCCCCCUUCUUACUGAGAUGAAGAGGAGGAGCCUUUUCAUUUGAUCUCAUGAAACAGAGACAACCAACACAAGCUUUUGUCAUGUGUUGGAACUCUGAAAAUUGAUUUAUUUGGUGUAACUCAUUCACUUCUUUUUUGUACCUAAUUUUUCAACAGGGAUUUUACCAAACAAACAAAGAAACAUUCUAUAUUUCUCUUC
Molecule: messenger RNA, 1399 nt
Organism: Dioscorea cayenensis subsp. rotundata (Guinea yam)
Lineage: Eukaryota; Viridiplantae; Streptophyta; Magnoliopsida; Dioscoreales; Dioscoreaceae
Product: coenzyme Q-binding protein COQ10 homolog, mitochondrial
Exons: 4
Coding region: 351-1148 (265 amino acids)
Biological process (GO): ubiquinone biosynthetic process; cellular respiration
Molecular function (GO): ubiquinone binding
Source: RefSeq, a predicted model, not a curated record